GCAUGGCCUCUUAUACCAUAAUGGUCAAGUUUGUGGAGUAGGAUGCCGUGGUCUACUGUGUCAAAAGCUUUUCUUAGGUCAAUAAAAAUUCCUAGUGGAUAUUCCUUAUUUUCCAAUGCUGUGUAAAGCAGAUCUAGCAUUUUUAUAAUUGCAUCGUUAGUGCUUUUAUUUUUCCUGAAUCCAAAUUGGCAGGGGUUGAGUAUGUUUUGUGACAUUAUAAAUGAAUAUAGUCUCCUGUGCACGAGUUUCUCAAAGAUUUUGGAUAGCAAUGAAAACCACAAGUUUGAAGUACCACAGCGUGCUGUGUUUACCCCUGAGGAUGUGAAGAAAUGGGAACAAUCAAAUGCUUACCAGGAUAUAAUAGGUUUCCUGACUGCUAUGAAUACAGCAGUGAAAGGCAAGAAGCUGAGUGUUGAAUGUGCUGUUAGCCCAGUCACAGUAGGACUGCUCAACAUGCUAGAUACAAUUAGUCAUUGGAUAGAUGACAUACCACCAGUUGAUCAACCUCAGCGUUAUGGCAAUACUGCAUUUCGUGACUUCUAUGCCAAACUCAAAGAGAAUGGUGAGCAAGUUUGGAAAGAGGCAUUGCAGAGGACUUUCAUGCAGUGUCCCCCGAAAAAAACAGUCACACUUGAAAUAAUUUCACCAGAAAUGUUUAGUAAUGAGAAGAUCGUCAAUGAAAAUGCAGAUGAAUAUAUGUUUUUAGCUUGCAUUAAAUUUAUAUUAUCGGUGAAAACAGGACCAUUUGCUGAACAUUCUAACCAAUUGUGGAAUAUCAGUGGUGUCCAGUCAUGGAGUAAGAUUAACCAAGGCUUGAUAAAAAUGUAUAAAGCUGAGGUUCUUCACAAAUUUCCUGUUGUUCAGCACAUGCUGUUUGGGAGCAUCUUAUCAAUAUCUCCUGCAAAAGAGAUUACAUAUCACCCUCCAGGGACAGAGAUAUCAAGUAUGAGAAAUCCUUCAAUGUCUAGUGCAACUGGUGGACAGGGAUUUAUGCCUCCACGUGCGAGUGCUGUGGCUUCACAAGGACGAGUAUCAAUGACAGAUCGGAUGCCUGUACAUAUAAGCCAAAUGAGUAAGAUGCCUCAAGAUUUGCCUUUUAAUGACAUCUCAUCUGUUAUGCCUCCAGUUAGUAAAACACCUCAAGGAUUAUCAACAGUGGAUAAAGUAAGCUCUAACAUGCUCACUACCAGUAAAACAAGUUUACCUUGUGCAGAAGAAAGACAUCCAGCAAUGUCACCACUAAAUUCUUUACCUCCUGACAUAUUUCCAAAGGCCACAAAACACACACAGUAGAGGCCACAUGAACACUGGAAAUGUGUGCACUUCUGUAUAGUAGUAGUUGCCAAAUCAGAAUUGAAAAUACGUACUCCAUAAUCAUAAUUUCCCAAGUAUACAGUACACUUAAAAUUUCUUGAUAUACUGUACACGAUAAAAGUGAGAAGUACUUGCUGUUUUUGAUCAAGAUUAAAGUACCGAAUAUAAAUUUUGUGAAAGAGUGAGACACUAUAAUUUACUAUAAUACAUACAAUUAAAUUCAGUUCUGUGUAAAGUAACAAAUUAUGUUGGUCCCUAUUGUCCAAACUUAGGACAGUGCUCCUUAGGAGAGGUUCUUUGAUGCCAGUGAGAAGCUCUUGGUCCAAGGAAUUGUAUCUGACCUCCCUGUCCCUGCAUUGAACCUGAUUACCUCCCAUUCCCUGGUAAUACGGCCUAAGCCUAGAGUCCCAGUUCAUUCAUUUGAUAAUUGUUCAUUAGAACUUGUCUGGGGAUUACUGUAUGUUUAGGUUGAUACAAGUCAGUAGGCAUGUAAAUCAACUGAAAGAAAGUGGAAAUGCAUCACCCUCACUACUUUUAGUAGGGGGUCCUGAAAAAUAAUCUUGGCACUGGCCCUUUUGCUUCUAAUUCUGCCAAAAAUCAUCCCAUUAAAAUAGUAGAUACAAAAUACGUUAGGAUGAGCAAUAAAAAACGAUAAAUCCUGUUAUAUUUAAGUGUUUACAAAAUAUGCAUAUGGGUAUAAUCUGUCAGGGAUAGGAAGCACAUAACUGGUUUUUCAAAGUUCCCACUACUUGAGGUUAGUUUAUGCCCAUGUGGUCACUCAUCCAGUUUCUGGCCAGAUCCAAUGGUCUAACAGUGACACACAUUCACAACUAUUUAUUAGCAAAAAUGGACAUAAGAAAUAAAUCUUUUCCCUAAAAAUGGCUAGUUGAUUGUAAUUUGUAAUAACAUUGAACUUAUUCAAUAAAUAUUGAUGCAGAAGA
Cherax quadricarinatus is the source of this 2255-nucleotide messenger RNA. The record is from RefSeq and is a predicted model, not a curated record. NCBI's taxonomy places the organism in Eukaryota, Metazoa, Arthropoda, Malacostraca, Decapoda, Parastacidae.